This is a messenger RNA of Propithecus coquereli (Coquerel's sifaka), 1464 nucleotides long. It is a transcript of the gene FUCA2, whose product is annotated as fucosidase, alpha-L- 2, plasma. The coding region runs from base 69 to 1244 and encodes 391 amino acids. The transcript is spliced from 6 exons. Lineage: Eukaryota; Metazoa; Chordata; Mammalia; Primates; Indriidae. The record is from RefSeq and is a predicted model, not a curated record. Gene Ontology annotation, cellular component: lysosome. Gene Ontology annotation, molecular function: alpha-L-fucosidase activity. Gene Ontology annotation, biological process: fucose metabolic process; glycoside catabolic process.
GCAUACUUCGCAGGCGACGCGGAAGGCGGCCGCGCCAGCGUGCACAGGGCCGCCGGCCGCGCGGGGACAUGCGGAUCCCGGAGCUCCCCGGGCUGGCGCUCGCGCUGCUGGUGCUGCUGCCGCCGAGCCCCGCCCGCUGCGCCGCGCGCUUCGACCCCACCUGGGCGUCCCUGGACGCCCGCCGGCUGCCCGCGUGGUUCGACCGGGCCAAGUUCGGCAUCUUCAUCCACUGGGGCGUGUUUUCGGUGCCCAGCUUCGGUAGCGAGUGGUUCUGGUGGUAUUGGCAAAAGCAAAAGAUGCAGAAGUAUGUGAAGUUUAUGAAAGAUAAUUACCCUUCUGGUUUCAAAUAUCAAGAUUUUGGACCGCUAUUUACAGCAAAAUUUUUUAAUGCCAAUCAGUGGGCAGAUAUUUUUCAGGCCUCUGGUGCCAAAUACAUCGUCUUAACUUCCAAACAUCAUGAAGGCUUUACCUUGUGGGGUUCAGAGUAUUCAUGGAACUGGAAUGCAGUAGAUGAGGGGCCGAAGAGGGACAUUGUCAAGGAACUUGAGGUAGCCAUCAGGAACAGAACUGACCUGCGUUUUGGACUGUACUAUUCCCUUUUUGAAUGGUUUCAUCCACUCUUCCUUGAGGAUCAAUCCAGUUCAUUCCAUAAGCGACAAUUUCCAGUUUCUAAGAUGUUGCCUGAGCUCUAUGAGUUAGUGAACAAGUAUCGGCCCGAGGUCCUGUGGUCGGAUGGUGACGGAGGGGCGCCGGAUCACUACUGGAACAGCACGGGCUUCUUAGCCUGGCUGUACAAUGACAGCCCAGUUCGGGACACAGUAGUCACCAAUGACCGCUGGGGAGCUGGUAGCAUCUGUAAGCAUGGUGGCUACUAUACCUGCACGGAUCGUUAUAACCCAGGACAUCUUUUGCCACAUAAAUGGGAAAACUGCAUGACAAUAGACAAGUUUUCCUGGGGAUAUAGGAGAGAUGCUGGAAUUGGUGACUAUCUUACGUACACAUCCAAACCUAAAGAAAAACUGGUCUAUGCCAUUUUUCUUAAAUGGCCCACAUCAGGAAAGUUGUUUCUUGGCCAGCCCAAAGCUACUCUGGGGGCAACAGAGGUAAAACUACUGGGCCACGGACAACCACUAAAGUGGAUUUCUUUGGAGCACAGUGGCAUGGUGGUAGAACUGCCGCAGCUAACCUUUCAUCAGCUGCCCUGUAAGUGGGGCUGGGCUCUGGCACUAACGAGUGUGAUCUAAAGUGUAGCAGAGUGGCUGACGCUGCAGUUACACCUACAACUCGGCAAUAUCAGGUUUCUAUCAUCGUACCACAUGGAGAUAGCAAAUGUGACAUUGGACAAGAGAAAUUGAGUAAUUUAGGCAAAUCAGUCCUUUUUCACUCUAAAUUUUUUCCCUAAAUUACCUAUGUAACCAUUUUAACUCUCCAAUGCACUCUUCCAUUAAAGUCUCUUCACACUGA